Molecule: messenger RNA, 2208 nt
Organism: Vicia villosa (hairy vetch)
Lineage: Eukaryota; Viridiplantae; Streptophyta; Magnoliopsida; Fabales; Fabaceae
Exons: 5
Coding region: 1-2208 (735 amino acids)
Source: RefSeq, a predicted model, not a curated record
AUGGAUACAACUAUCAUUGAGAGGAAGAGGAAAUCGGCACUCGCAAGAAGACAUCGGAGAGCUGUCUUGAAUGAAAGAACAAAAAAAAGAAAUAGAGUUGAUGAGAAUGGAAGUGAUUUCAAGAUAUGUUAUAGCAGUUUUUAUCAUCCAUUACGUGACAAUGUAAGGAUACCAUUGUCUAAUAUAACUUCUUCUAUCAGUAAUAUAGGGAUUCAGAAUCGUCGCUCACCACUCGGUGGAGUUGCAAAAUCAUCAGCCAAACUAUUGCAAAUUGGUCUGAAAGAAUCUGUGUCAUACAGUCAUAUGGAAAAACAUUCAUACGAAAAUAUUGUCUAUCAUGCAACACCUCAGCCUAACAUGACGGAUAGUCAAUUCUCAUCUGAAAGCUCCAUAUCAAAUAUUACUGCUGUUUCACUCACCCCUGCACAGAAAUCUGCAAUGCGUAUAACAUCCGUCGUUUCAUCCAGCAGAAAGAAAAAAACUCAUGAUGUCCGAACCAUUGCAGCAAAUUUAUUCAAUGACUUUUCUAAUGUUGCCAAUGAGGGUAUCUCUUCCUCCACAAGCAACCGCGUUGGUACAACCGAAGUAGACAUUGAAGACGAUGAUAGUUCGGACAAAUCGUUUAGUGAUAGUGAAUGUGAGUUCAUAAACAACAAUCUUGACUAUGAUUCGGCAUCAAGCGUCGAUGACCAUGAGCAGGAAAAUACAAUUCAUAGUUCAAUUAAUGAUCAUGAUUCAGGAUACUCAGAUAUAGGUGAUCCUGCAAUAGAAUGUACACGUUGUGGGGCACUUAUGUGGUACGGAGAGAAAACUUAUAAACGAAAACAUAGUGCUGUCCCCAAAUUCCAACAGUGUUGUGGAAAUGGCAAGAUUUUGCUUCCUCUUUUGAAAUUACCUCCUCCUUAUCUUAACCAGUUGUUGUUUCAAGAUGAUGGUCCGGAUAAUCAAAAUUAUCAGCAAUAUUGUAGAUUUUACAACAUGAUGUUUGCCUUUACAUCUCCUGGUAUGAAGUUUGACAACAGGUUCAAUGCCGGUGGAGGUCCUCCUAACAUAAGAGUACAUGGACAGCCUUGCCAUAGGAUUGGGAGCAUGGUGCCGCUUAAUGGACAGACACCCAGAUUUUCUCAGCUAUAUAUUUACGACACUGAAAAUGAAAUACAACAUCGGAUCAAAGGAAUGGGAAACAAUCCAAAUAUAAUUCCGCAUGUGGUGACCGAAUUGAAGAAUAUGCUUGACGAGUUCAACACACAUGCUAAAUCUUUUAGGAUGGCUGCAGACAGGCUGCGACAUUCCGAUGUACCGGAAUUGAAGUUAAGAUUAAUUGCAGAUAGAUCAAAAGAUGGUAGAAUUUACAAUCAACCCAAUGUUGCAGAAGUUGCUGCAUUGAUAGUAGGCGACGUUGACACCGGAGAUAAAAGGGAUAUUAUUCUUGAGAGACAAAGCGGUAAGCUAAAGAGAAUAAGUGAGUUUCAUCCAGCAUAUCUUGCUUUACAAUAUCCCCUACUUUUUCCUUAUGGAGAAGACGGAUUUAGGCUUGGUGUUCUACACAGGGAAACAAGUUCAAAAAAAAAGAUGAAUAAGCUUACCAUAAGAGAAUGGCUUGCGUAUCGCAUUCAAACAAGAGCAACUGAGGCACAUACGCUUUUGAGAUCACGGAGACUGUUUCAGCAAUUUUUAGUUGAUGAAUUUUGUAUGAUGGAGUCCCAAAGAUUGAAUUAUAUCCGCAAGCAUCAGAAGAAACUUAGAGUUUCUAAGUACUCCAAUCUUACCGGUCCAGACCAAGGAUCGGACACACAGGGUUCAAACAAAGGUAAAAGGGUAGUUUUGCCGUCUACCUAUGUUGGUAGCAGGAGAUACAUGGAGCAGCUUUAUUUUGAUGGAAUGGCUAUUUGUAGCCACGUUGGUUUUCCCGAACUUUUUAUCACUUUUACUUGCAAUCCAAAGUGGCCCGAAAUUAAGAGAGUUACCGACAAAAUAAAGCUUCAUCCUCACGAUCGCCCUGACAUCAUAUCCCGAGUUUUUAAAAUCAAGUUGGAUGAGCUGUUGUCUGAUUUAACAAAAAAGCAUGUAUUGGGGAGAGUUGUUGCAUAUAUAUACACAAUUGAGUUUCAAAAAAGAGGUUUACCACAUGCACAUAUUCUGUUAUUUAUGCAUCCCGAAAGCAAGUGUCCCAGUCCAGAAGAUAUAAACAACAUCAUUUCAGCAUAA